ACCAGAUUUUCUUCUGCGACUAACAAAUUUCUAACCAUCUACAGGAAUGAAGCUGUGCCUCUAUAUCGGAGUGGCAGUCUCUCUGUUGGUGACUGCUGUACUGGCAGGUCCAGUGGAGGACUACCCUGUGGAAAUGGACUCUCAGGAUACGACCAGUGAUGGACAGUCAGAGAUGGACGAGGACUACAAUGCUUUCCUGGAAUCCUAUCUUCGGAGAGACUUUGAAUCACAGGGUGAUGUGCCAACUGCACAAGACGAUAUUCGACAAGGAAUGGAUGACGCAUUUCUCAUGGCAGAGCCAAGGCUACCACCAAAAUCAGCAGCAGACCUGAAGCAUCAACUUUUGAAUCGUCCCAAACAGCGAGAGACUAGUAUGCAAUCUAGCUGCAACGCUAAAGCGAUCACCCAUGGUGCCACUAUUGGACUUCAGUUUGAGGCAAAUAUGGCCAAGUGGUUGGGCUGUGCUGGACACCCAUGUUCCGGCGCCCCAUGCCCCAGAUUGAUCUUUACAGGAGCCGAAUGGAACAACUGCUGGGGAGAAGUGUUUCAAAUAUACAGGGCCCUUGGUCCUGGUGCCAUUCAGUCUGGAGAUUUCGUUGGUCUCUACUACGGUCGUACUAGACAAUGGUUUUCACUUUCUGGGAACAGCGGCCAC
Messenger RNA from Geodia barretti, 655 nucleotides. Lineage: Eukaryota; Metazoa; Porifera; Demospongiae; Tetractinellida; Geodiidae. The record is from the annotation of a GenBank genome assembly.